UAAUGCUGGUGAACUGCCUCUUGAACUUAGACGUCAUACCCAGAUACUUAAAUUCAUGUCAAGAAUCAAAAGUAUGCCCAAUCAUAUAGCCAGUAAGAUACUCCAUAAUCCUCUCUCCCACAACUCAGCCAACAACAGGAAAACUAUUUUUGAAUAUUUCAAAAUUAUCAGUGAUAACCUCGGCCUUCAAACUCAAACAUUGAGCAAAGUACAACAUCCGUCGCCCCCUUGGCUGUGGUCUCCGAAUAUCAACACUCAACUCACCAACUACUGCAAACACUCCACUGACAGCACUAUCAUCCGCAAUCUCUUCUCGGAAAUAAUGUCCCAACAAUACUCCAGCAGCACACACAUAUACACUGAUGCAUCCAAAAAUUCUAAUGGAGUGGGCUUUGCAACAAUCAUAGGUCAUGAAAAUCAUAAAUUCUCUCUCCCUCCUAGCACUAAUAUCUACACAGCAGAAACUUACGCCAUCUUUGAAGCACUGAAAAUCGCCUCCUCCUCAAGUUCGGAUUCUUUCACCAUCAUAGGUGACUCUCUGAGUGCUUUAAUAUCUAUCUCGAAUCCAUACUCCAAGAAUGAACUAGUACAACACAUCCAAAAACUGAUAUCUAUCUCUAACAAAACUUUCUCUUUCAUGUGGGUCCCCUCUCACGUCGGCAUUUCUGGCAAUGAAAGAGCAGAUAAAUCCGCAAAUGAAGCCACACUUCCUCAUAAUGCCUUAAAAAUAAACCUAACUACAUCCUCAGAGUUGCUCGACAUUAUUAACACCAAAAUCUCUGACACAUGGCAAACAAAAUGGACCAGCGUCCCUCUUUCAAAUAAACUGAGAAAUAUCAAGCCCUCUAUAAAAAAAUGGAACUUCUCCUGUAACCUCAAAAGAAGGGAUGAGGUCAUUAUAACCCGCGCCAGAAUAGGCCACACUCAUCUCACCCACUCAUUCCUCAUCACCAAGGAACCUGCUCCACAAUGUGACGCAUGCAACGUGGACCUGUCGAUCGACCACAUUGUCACUAGAUGUCCAAAAUACGCCGUAGCUCGGAAAAUAUUCAAAAAUUCAUCUUCUCUCCGACUUGCCCUCAGCGAAGAAAACACAGAAGCUAUAUACAAAUUUUUUUAUUAUACACAUUUAAACAAUAAGUUGUAAAUAUUUAUAAUUUUUCAUUGUUAUAACCUUCUGCAGGCUAAUAUCCUUAGUUGUUGAAGCCUUAUCAUUAAUAAAAAAAAAAAAAAAAAAAAUGCAAGACAAGCAAAUACAAUAUAUAAUAAAACCAACUGAGCGCCUACAAAAUAAUAAAAAUAUAACUCUAGAAACAACAUUAUUAAAUAGUGAUGACGAAGUCAUAUUAUACAAUCUCUCCAAUACCUAUAGUAAUAUACCAAGAAAAAUUGUUAUAGCAAUUGCCACUGAAUUAAAUACGAUUAAACGCGAUAAAUACGAAAUAAAAAUAUUAAUUCACACAAUAAAAUUAUUAAUAAAGAAAAAAUAAUAGUAACAAAAAUAACAGAAGUAACGGAUAAAUAAGGUACAAUAAUAAAAAUACCUAACGAAUUUAGCU
This is a messenger RNA of Metopolophium dirhodum (rose-grain aphid), 1559 nucleotides long. RefSeq lists its product as uncharacterized. The record is from RefSeq and is a predicted model, not a curated record. Gene Ontology annotation, molecular function: nucleic acid binding; RNA-DNA hybrid ribonuclease activity. Gene Ontology annotation, biological process: DNA replication, removal of RNA primer. The transcript has a single exon. The coding region runs from base 56 to 1147 and encodes 363 amino acids. Lineage: Eukaryota; Metazoa; Arthropoda; Insecta; Hemiptera; Aphididae.